AUGUAAAAGGAAAGUGAAGAGAAGAUAAUCAAGUAGUUAUUUAAGGAGGUAUAUCCUUAGCCGAUUCGCAUUAGAUACUGAACUAUUAUAAGAAGUUGAUGGAGAAUACAAGUGAUAGUGCAGAGUUACCAUGCCAAGACAAUAUGGUUGAGGAUGUUUAGGUUUGUUUCCGAAUAAUGUGCCAAAUUGUAGAUUCGUUUCUCUAAGGGUAUCAUGAUUUGAAGAACCAAUAUAAAUUACUUGAAGAUCAAUUAAUUCAAAAAGAGACUGAGGCAAGAAAGCAUAUUUAGAUUUAAUAACAAUUAAAAAUAUAUGCAGAAGACUUAUAAGACACAUGUGAAGAAAUGCAAAAACAAUUAGAGAAAUCUAAUUCAUAAAUAAUAGUAUUGAAAUGAUUAAUAUUAUGGAAGCAAUUAUCAAAAGAGAUUGUUAGAAUGAAAAAAUAAAUUAAGAUUUCUAGUUAAGAGAGAUUAAUGACUGAUACUACAUAAGAUAGAUUAUCAACAAUAAUAUCAUAACAGAAAUAAUAAGUGUAACCUAAAACAAUGAUUAAAUUGCCAAAAAAGAAGACAUCUUAAAAUCUGUAUUUAAUUGAAAUUAAAUUGUAGAAAAAAUUCGAUAUCAGUCUUAGGAUAGACUAUAACAAUAGAUAGAAUGUAGGAAUUAGUAAGUUUGUAUGGAAAGAAGAAACCUAAGAGUGCAAUAAAGACUAGAUCUAAUACAAUACAUAUUACUGAUUAGAUGACUAAACCUAUUAAAUAAAAGAGAAUGUAAUCAAUCCAUGAUGUUUGA
Paramecium primaurelia is the source of this 792-nucleotide messenger RNA. The record is from the annotation of a GenBank genome assembly. NCBI's taxonomy places the organism in Eukaryota, Ciliophora, Oligohymenophorea, Peniculida, Parameciidae.